Chironomus riparius is the source of this 783-nucleotide messenger RNA. The record is from the annotation of a GenBank genome assembly. Lineage: Eukaryota; Metazoa; Arthropoda; Insecta; Diptera; Chironomidae.
AUGAAGAUAGUAGCUUGGAACGUCUCGGGUCUUCGGAGUUGUGUUUCAAAAGGCUGUGUUGAAUAUCUCUUGAGAGAAAAUGCCGAUAUUAUUUGCUUGAGUGAAGUCAAGUGCAGAAGUGAAGAGGAAGUUCCAGUUAAAAUGAAAUUGAGAAAUUAUCAUGCAUAUUGGAAUGUUGAAAAAGGAAUGUCAGGUGUCGGAUUAUUAUCGAAAUUGCAGCCAUUAAGAGUGUCCUUUGUCUGCUGUUAUGUUGUUAAUGCUGGUCGCGGUUUAAAGACAUUAGACAAACGAUUAGAAUGGAAUAAAAUAUUCGAUGAAUACAUUAAAAGCCUUGAUAAGAAAAAGCCGGUUAUCAUAGCUGGCGAUCUCAAUGUCGCACAUAAUGAAAUUGAUUUAGCGAAUCCACAAUCGAAUCACAAGACUGCUGGAUUCACAAAAGAAGAACGUGAAGGAUUUACAAAGUUCCUCAGUUAUGGUUUUAUUGAUACAUUCCGUGAGCUUUAUCCUGAUCAAACAGGAGCUUAUACUUUUUGGUCAUAUAUGCGAAACGCACGUGCCAAAAAUGUUGGAUGGCGUUUAGAUUAUUUUAUAGUCAGCAAGCGAUUUAUGAGCAAAGUGAAGGAUAAUAUCAUUCGAUCUUCAGUUAAAGGCAGCGAUCAUUGUCCGAUAGUUUUGUAUUUAAAGGUUUAAGUUGAGCAUCUACAUGAUUAAAUAUUGAUAUGUUGUAAUUGAAUUACUGGCAGUGCUAUAUAUGCAACAAUAAUAAUAAUAAUUCAUAACGAG